This is a messenger RNA of Momordica charantia (bitter melon), 1079 nucleotides long. Its product is annotated as methyl jasmonate esterase 1. The record is from RefSeq and is a predicted model, not a curated record. Gene Ontology annotation, biological process: jasmonic acid metabolic process; salicylic acid metabolic process. Gene Ontology annotation, molecular function: methyl indole-3-acetate esterase activity; methyl salicylate esterase activity; methyl jasmonate esterase activity. Lineage: Eukaryota; Viridiplantae; Streptophyta; Magnoliopsida; Cucurbitales; Cucurbitaceae.
UAAACGAAAGAAACAUUAAAAUUAUUUUCCUGUAUGAAACAUUAAAACAAAAUUACAUUGUGAACAACAUACACUCUAAAUUUCUUGAGAGAAACAUGAACCAAAAAACUGUACCUUUGGCCAGCCCAAUUCUAGUUCUCAUCCUGUUGAUCUUAUCCUCUCCGGCGAUCUCGCCGUCGCCGGCGGAUGGGAAGAGCCACUUCGUGCUGGUGCACGGGGGUUGCUUUGGGGCGUGGUCAUGGUACAAGGUCUCCACCAUCCUCCAGGCUUCCGGCCACGCCGUCACGGCGCUGGACAUGGCCGCCUCCGGCAUCGAUCCGCGCCAGCCCAAGACAAUCUCCUCCGCCGCUGACUAUUUUCAGCCUUUGAAUGACUUCUUGGCUGCUCUGCCUCCCGGCGAGAGGGUCGUUCUUGUUGCUCACAGCUUCGGUGGGCUCGGACUCGCCGUAGCUAUGGAGAAUUUCCCGGAGAAGAUCGCCGCCGCUGUUUUUGUGGCCGCCGUAAUGCCGGGCCCUAAUCUCACAGUUUCCGCUAUUGGGAUAGAGGAUGAGAAGCAACGAUUUCCGGCGUUGGAUAGCCAUUAUCUAUACGAAAAUGGAGAGGAUAAGCCUCCAACGUCUUAUAUUUUGGGGCCGCAGAAGUUAGCAAAACAUCUCUUUCCACUCUCACCACCACAGGAUUUGACAUUGGCGAAGGCGUUGGUGAGGCCUCUUCCUGUGUUUGAAACCAAAGAUUCUGAGUUUAAUUUCACAGAAGAGAGAUAUGGGUCUGUGAAAAGGGGUGUAAUUGUAACGGAGAAAGAUUUAAUGGCGACCAGAAAAUUUCAAAUGUGGAUGAUUCAGAACAAUCCGCCUCAUAUUACAGUGGAGAUUAGAGCAUCCGACCAUAUGGCCAUGGCGUCCAAGCCACGCCAGUUUGCCCGUCAACUCCAACGCAUUGCCAACCAACUCUUCCUGUUCGACUUUUGAUAAUUGUCACUCUAUUUUCUAUUCAACGUAAGACUUUAUUUGUUUUUUUCUGUAUGGGAUUAAUAUAAUGCAGGAAUAUGGAGACUGAAUUGCUGUUUAUGUUUUUUUUUC